Vicia villosa (hairy vetch) is the source of this 396-nucleotide messenger RNA. RefSeq lists its product as uncharacterized. The transcript has a single exon. The coding region runs from base 1 to 396 and encodes 131 amino acids. The record is from RefSeq and is a predicted model, not a curated record. Lineage: Eukaryota; Viridiplantae; Streptophyta; Magnoliopsida; Fabales; Fabaceae.
AUGUGCAAGUAUCUGUCCGAGCGGUGCAUCCGGCAAUUUGGAUACAUGCAGAUCAUUCCCAGGUCACCCUUACAAGCUGCCUAUAUCCGUAAUAUUGGUAGAGACCUGGAAGACAUUCUGGCAGAUUUUGAGAAUCAUCUAGUAUCGGUGGAGUAUAGGACUCAUGAUGCCAUAUCUCAGUGGAACUAUGUUGAGGGUUACAUGACAUGGUUCUAUAAAGUGUUACACUCUUACAUGACACAUAAUGCUCCUAGACGUCCAUCUAGGUCUGUUCACGAGGAGUUCCUGGAGAAUCAGCAAGCAUUGGACGACCAUGCCGUUGAUGUGUUGUCGCAAAGUCAAAACAUUAUGCAACUUACACGUCACAGAUUAGGAAUACACAGUAGAAUAUUUUGA